UUAUAACUUAAAAUCUACCACCGCGAGCGGUAGCGCUGACCACCAUCCACUCCACUCCACCCCUCCUCCGCCCUCACCGGUAUCUCAAUUCUCAUCGUCGGAAUUGCGAGUAACCUACGAAGGAUUGAACGGUUUUGAGGUUUGGCAGUGUAGAGAGCAGCUUGUGAUCGGAAAUAGAAGAUGUCAAAGUACGGCUUGCAACUUAGAGUUAAGCCACAGCAGAAACCGCCUGCGAGGCCCCCGCCUCCAAAGGUGCUCGGCUUUGAUGACGACGAUGACGAUGAUAAUGUUGAGAGGGACAUUUUGCGUCAAGCCUACAAGAAAAAAACUCACAAAGAUGUUGAAGAGCAGCAUAAGAAGGUUCUUGAAGAAGACCCUUUGGCGUUUGACUAUGAUGGCGUAUAUGAUCAAAUGAAGGAAAAGCAAGUUCGUCCCAAAGUGGAAGAUCGACAAGAUAGAAAGCCAAGAUAUAUUCAAGGACUGAUAGACAAGGCAAAACAACGAGAGAGAGAACAUGAGAUAAUAUAUGAGAGAAAACUUGCCAAAGAGAGAAGCCAAGAUGAACAUCUCUAUGCAGAUAAAGAUAAGUUUGUUACUAGUGCUUACAAGAAGAAGCUAGCAGAGCAAGCCAAGUGGAUAGAGGAAGAGCGGUUUCGUGAGUUGCGUGAGCAGAAGGAAGAUGUUACCACGAAGGCUGACCUCAGUGAUUUUUAUUUCAACCUAUCCAAAAACGUAGCAUUUGGUUCUGAAGAUGCCGACAAGGGGAAAUCUAAGAAGCAUCCCGAUGAAAAGGCGGUUCAGCCAACACGUCAGGUCUCUCCUGCGACAGCUGGUACUAGUUUGGAUUCUUCAAGGAUGGCGAAGACUCAUCAGGAUGAGAUUGCCGCGCAUGAUUCUCCCAAGGACAAGCCUCAUUCUUCUUCCAUUCGAGAUCAGGUUGCAGAUGAACAACCAGCUCGUAACCUACAAAGACCCGACAGUCAGAAAAGAAGUGAGGAUGUGGCAUCUGCUGCAGGAGACCUACCGGGACCCGACAAUAAUAAAGGAAGCGAGGAAGCAGCACCUGUGGCAAAAGACCAUCACAAGAGAAGCGAGGAUGCACUGGCUGCAGCAAAGGAGCGAUUUUUGGCUAGAAAGAAAGCGAAAACACAAACGACUUUGUGA
Messenger RNA from Salvia splendens (bonfire salvia), 1164 nucleotides. RefSeq names its product nuclear speckle splicing regulatory protein 1. Bases 181 to 1164 code for a protein of 327 amino acids. The record is from RefSeq and is a predicted model, not a curated record. Lineage: Eukaryota; Viridiplantae; Streptophyta; Magnoliopsida; Lamiales; Lamiaceae. The transcript is spliced from 5 exons. Gene Ontology annotation, biological process: regulation of alternative mRNA splicing, via spliceosome.